AUGCGCUCCCUCUGCAGCUUCGCACGAACUGCUGCUCAACUCUGGAGACCCACGACACGGAUUCCCGUACGACAGCAUAGGCAGAUACUACGCGACUUCACUGCAACUGCAAAUCUCCAGAAAUACCAGGCGCCCAAGUUCCAGCAGAAGCAGAAGGAUCCAGUCAUGGCGACGACUACGCUGAAGGGUCAGCCCUUUGACAGACAAACUAUGGACUCCAUGCUGCGCCGGCGCAUGUUCUAUACUCCGUCCUUCGAGAUAUAUGGCGGUGUUGCUGGGCUGUACGAUUAUGGUCCUCCCGGUUGUGCGCUUCUCACAAACAUCAUGGACAUAUGGCGCAAGCACUUCGUCCUGGAGGAGGAUAUGUUGGAGGUGGACUGCACGGCCUUGACCCCCGAGACGGUCCUCAAGACGAGUGGCCAUGUUGAAAAGUUCGCCGAUUGGAUGUGCAAGGACCCGAAGAACGGUGAUAUUAUCCGAGCAGAUCACUUCGUUGAAGAGAUUCUCGAGUCGCGGCUGAAGGGUGACAAGGAGGCGCGUGGUGUGAAGAUUGUGGACAAGGAGGAGGACCCCAAGAAGAAGAAAAAGAAGGUCAAGGGGGCUACGGAGGCUAUCAAACUGGACGAUGCCGUUGUGAAAGAGUACGAAGAGAUCCUGGCAAAGAUUGACAAUUACAGUGGCGAGGAAUUGGGCGAGUUGAUCAAAAAAUACGAGAUGAAGAACCCCGCCACUGGUGUUGAACCAUCACCACCUGUGGCCUUCAACCUUAUGUUCCAAACUGCCAUCGGUCCCAGCGGAAACCUCCAGGGCUACCUCCGACCCGAAACCGCCCAAGGCCAAUUUCUCAACUUCGCUAAACUCCUGGACUUCAAUCAACAACAAAUGCCAUUUGCCUCUGCUUCCGUGGGCAAGUCUUACAGAAACGAGAUCUCGCCGCGAGCUGGCCUGCUCCGUGUUCGUGAGUUCUUGAUGGCUGAAAUUGAGCAUUACGUUGAUCCCGAGGGUGGCAAGAAGCAUCACCGUUUCGAUGAGGUCAAGGAUGUUGAGCUUAUCCUUUUAAACAAAGAGACUCAACUCUCCGGCAAGACACACGUUGAGAAGGUUGCGAUUGGCAAGGCUGUUGCUGACGGUACCGUUGACAAUGAGACAUUAGGUUACUUCUUGGCUCGGAUCCAUUUGUUCUUGGAGAAGAUCGGUGUCGAUCAGUCCAAGAUCAGAUUCAGACAGCAUAUGGCAAAUGAGAUGGCUCAUUAUGCUACUGAUUGCUGGGAUGCUGAGUUGCUAACUAGCUACGGCUGGAUUGAGUGUGUUGGUUGCGCCGACAGAAGUGCCUACGAUCUGACAGUACACGCCAAGAAGACCGGUGCCCCAUUAAUGGUUCGUGAGCGUUUGGCUGAGCCUCUCACUAUUGAGGAGUGGCAGAUCGACUUGGACAAGAAGAAGUUCGGUCCAUUCUUCAAGAAAGACGGCAAGACUGUCGAAGCUGCUAUAGAGGCUCUCCCACAAGAUAAGCGGGAGGCCCUUGCUCAAGAUCUCAAGCUCGAUGGCAAGAUCACCAUCGACGUUGAAGGUGUUGGCAAUGGAAAGGUCGAGAUUAGCAAGGAUUUGAUUGUCAUUGAACGUCGAACCCGAACCGAGAAUACAAGAGAAUUUACACCGAAUGUCAUCGAGCCUUCGUUCGGUAUUGGUCGUAUUAUUUACUCUCUGAUCGAGCACAACUACUGGACCCGUGGCACCGACGGCGGUGAUGAAGCACGUGGUGUCCUCUCUUUCCCCCCACCCGUAGCCCCCACAAAAGUCCUCCUGGUCCCCCUCUCCAGCCACGAAUCUUUCAAGCCUCUCCUGAAAUACAUGUCCUUGAAGCUGCGCUCCCUCGGCGUCUCCAGCCGCGUCGACGACUCCUCCGCCUCGAUCGGCAAGCGCUACUCGCGCAACGACGAGCUCGGGACCCCGCUCGGCAUCACCAUUGACUUCCAGAGCGUCAAGGACAAGACGUACACGCUGCGAGAUCGGGACUCGACCAAGCAGGUCCGAGCUGACGAGGAGACGAUCCUGAAGGCAAUCAAGGCGCUGGUCGAGGGUGAGAAGAAGUGGGCGGAUGUGGAGAAGGAGCUGCCUGCUUUCGAGGGCCAGGAUGUCGAGAGCGAUCUGCCAGUUCGGGAUGAGAAGUAG
This is a messenger RNA of Drepanopeziza brunnea f. sp. 'multigermtubi' MB_m1, 2172 nucleotides long. RefSeq lists its product as uncharacterized. Gene Ontology annotation, cellular component: mitochondrion; cytoplasm. Lineage: Eukaryota; Fungi; Ascomycota; Leotiomycetes; Helotiales; Drepanopezizaceae. The record is from RefSeq and is a predicted model, not a curated record. Gene Ontology annotation, molecular function: glycine-tRNA ligase activity; ATP binding. Gene Ontology annotation, biological process: mitochondrial glycyl-tRNA aminoacylation.